GCGAAAUCAAUUAAAUGCGAGUUGCUCUCCAAUUCUCAUCCCCGUUGCUUCUGAAACGAAUCGUUCUUCAAAUCUCGGCCAGACAGAAUUCGAUCGUUCCCAAAUAUCGCAGCUAGGCAAAUAAGCAUCCAGCCAUGAAGGCCUCAUUAGCCAUGCCGAUUAUUGUCUCUGUCUCAAUCUUUCUCUUUGCCGUAGAAUCAAAAACCCUCGACCCCUACAAGGUACUUGGGGUGGAUCGCAGCGCAAGUCAACGUGAGAUUCAAAAGGCUUUUCACAAGCUUUCUCUUCAAUAUCAUCCGGAUAAGAACAAAAACAAGGGUGCACAGGAGAAGUUUGCAGAGAUUAAUAAUGCUUAUGAUAUUUUGUCUGACGAGGAGAAAAGGAAAAACUAUGAUCUCUAUGGAGAUGAGAAGGGCUCUUCUGGAUUUGAUCCUGGCAAUUCUGGACAGCAUGGUGGAUAUACCUACUUCACAAGUGGUGGACCAGGGCAGAGUGGUUUUACAUUCAGGCCUGGUGAUUGGCAAAAUAUGGGUGGACAAGGAGGAUCAAAAUCAUUUUCAUUUUCUUUUGGUGGUCCAAGCAGCCAGAGCUCAUUUGGUUUUGGUUUAGAUGAUAUUUUCUCUAAUUUCUUUGGGGGUGAUAGAGGUGGGAACCAUUUUGGAGGUUUUGGUGGUUCAGGCAGGUCCCAAUAUGGUGGAGCUGGAAGUACCCCUAAAAGCAUUCCACCUGUGAACUCACUAGUUUACCAGAAAGAAAUAUCUGAUAAAGGAAUUACCUGGCUUUUGCUAUCAUAUAAAUCCACUUCAAGGGGGAUGCAAUACUAUGAAUCUGUGAUAGGCGAGGUGGCAGCCUCUCUAAAGGGAGCACUGAAGGUUGGAAGUGUCAAUUGUGAUACUGAAACAUCUUUCUGCAAGGAACUUGGUAUACACCCUCACCGUACACCAAGGCUGCUUGUUUAUUCUUACAAAUCAAGUGAAAGUGGUACUCUGGUGGAGUAUAAUAAUGAUUUGGAUGCAAAGAAUUUGAAAAGUUUUUGCCAGGAUCAUUUGCCUAAAUUCUCGAAACGUGUCAACCUGGAUCACUUUGAUUUUGCUUCUGAGACCGUUGGAGUUCUACCAAAAGUUAUGCUUCUCUCAACGAAGAGAGACACUCCUGUUAUCUGGCGUGUUUUGAGUGGCUUGUAUCACAAAUCCUUUGUCUUCUGUGAUGCUGAGGUACAUGAUGUUUCAGAUCCAAUGGUCAGAAGGCUAGGUGUCGACGCUCUUCCUGCCAUAGUUGGUUGGCUAUCAAAUGGAGAGAAGCAUAAUUUGAAAACUGGCAUUUCUGUAAAGGACUUGGAAUCAGCAAUACAAGAUUUAAGUGCUUUGCUGGACAAGUUUGAGAAAAUGAAUGAGAAGGCAGCUACAGCAAAGAGUAAAAAGGAUGGGACAAAACCAGACGAUGGAAAGAUCCCCUUGCUUACACCAUAUAAUUUUGGUGAUAUAUGUGGGCAGGAAACUCCUGUUUGCAUUAUUGGAGCUUUUAGGUCAUCCAAGGCAAGGGACAAUCUGGAACAUAUUUUGCGAAUGGUGUCUCAGAAAUCACUAUCAAGACGGCGAAAUGUAGCAUUUGGCUCAAGGGAUUCAGUUUCCUAUGCCCUUCUGGAUGCUGCAAAGCAGCAAUCCUUUCUAACCGCUUUAGAUAAAUCUGGAUUUAAAUCCGUUGACCAGCUUCUUGUGGCCUACAAGUCACGGAAAGGGAAGUUUGCAACUCUACAAAGUGGCUUGACAACAGAGGAGGCAGAGAAGUUCAUCAGUUCUGUAUUAAAUGGGGAUGUACAGUUCACAAAAAUUAGACAAAAGCCCACAUUAAAAUAGUAAGAGCUUUUUAGGGUGAAAUUGGAUAAUUUUUCAAAGGACUACCGUGUAUAUAUAGGAAGAGUUGGUGCUUCAUCGAUUGGUGAUCCGACAUAGUGGGUAUUCUGCCAUUUUGCUGCUCUCCUCUAUCUUCCCCCCAUUGUGAAGAUGUAAAAAUGAAGAGCACAAAACACACCUGUGAGAGAAGUUCAAUUUCACUGAUAUACAGAAAAUGUAAGGGUUUGUGCUCUGAGCUUUUUAGACCCUCGUAACUGUUAGUCCUAUUGCUGAAAUGUAAUUUUAGCUCUGGAUAGGCAAAUUCUAAAUCAAUGUCUUUGAAUAUAUGCCAGAUCCCUGACUUACUUCUGUACGA
Molecule: messenger RNA, 2208 nt
Organism: Coffea arabica (coffee)
Lineage: Eukaryota; Viridiplantae; Streptophyta; Magnoliopsida; Gentianales; Rubiaceae
Product: dnaJ protein ERDJ3A-like
Source: RefSeq, a predicted model, not a curated record